Peronospora matthiolae is the source of this 342-nucleotide messenger RNA. Lineage: Eukaryota; Oomycota; Peronosporomycetes; Peronosporales; Peronosporaceae. The record is from the annotation of a GenBank genome assembly.
AUGGACUCCAAGACGUCGAAUGCCGAGCGCACGGCUCGGUACGUGCACGAAGAGAAGCUCAAGCAGAACGUGGCCGGACAGACGGACACGAAACUGCCAUGUCGAUGGUUUCUCGAUCGUUCAUUCUACUGCGUCACGCCUGGGAACCAAAUGGAGCACUUUUACCGGUACGGCCAAGUAGACGAGUGCAAGUUCACGUGGAAAAACAUGUACCUGUGCUUUCGAUCCAGCAUGAUGGACGAGGAAAAGCGGCAGCAAUUUCUCAAGGACACGCCACUAGAUGCGUCCAAAGGUCCACACGUUACGGACGUGUGGGAGUCAAAAGAGACGCCUGGCUGGUAG